This is a messenger RNA of Drosophila arizonae, 1171 nucleotides long. RefSeq names its product stomatin like 2 (gene Stoml2). The record is from RefSeq and is a predicted model, not a curated record. Gene Ontology annotation, biological process: mitochondrion organization. Lineage: Eukaryota; Metazoa; Arthropoda; Insecta; Diptera; Drosophilidae. Gene Ontology annotation, cellular component: membrane; mitochondrion.
CUGUGCUUAGGAACAUGAUGUUAAGUAAAUUAUAUUAUUUGUCUAGUACCAAGGUCUGGAUAUUUGAAAAUGUCUAGGUUACUAUUUUCAGCGCGUAGAUUAAUGCCGCAAAAAGAACUUUUAAUUGCCGGCACGAGCAUCGUUAAGCAAUUGAGAGGAAAAGCCUCCACGCCAAUGAACACAAUUGUGAUGUUUGUCCCACAGCAAGAGGCUUGGGUAGUGGAACGUAUGGGAAGGUUUCAUAGAAUUUUAGAUCCCGGUCUCAAUAUACUUGUUCCCGUCGCCGAUAAAAUCAAAUAUGUGCAAAGCUUAAAGGAAAUCGCGAUAGAUGUACCCAAACAAAGCGCCAUUACAUCCGAUAAUGUCACACUCAGCAUUGAUGGCGUGCUUUACUUACGCAUUAUUGAUCCGUAUAGAGCUUCCUAUGGUGUAGAGGAUCCCGAAUUCGCUAUAACUCAACUAGCGCAGACGACAAUGAGAUCUGAGCUUGGUAAAAUGUCAUUGGAUAAAGUGUUCCGCGAGAGAGAAUCCCUGAAUGUUAGCAUUGUCGAUUCCAUAAAUAAAGCCAGCGAAGCUUGGGGCAUUGCCUGUUUACGUUACGAAAUCCGAGAUAUUAGGUUACCAACUAGAGUCCAUGAAGCGAUGCAAAUGCAAGUCGAAGCUGAAAGAAGAAAAAGAGCUGCUAUUCUGGAGUCGGAGGGUGUUCGAGAAGCCGAAAUCAAUAUUGCUGAAGGCAAACGAAAAUCAAGAAUAUUAGCGUCAGAGGCUGAACGGCAAGAGCACAUUAACAAGGCCAGCGGAGAGGCUGCUGCCAUCAUUGCAGUCGCCGAUGCACGAGCUCGUAGUCUACAAGCUAUAUCAAAAUCUUUAGCACAUACGGACGGUAGAAAUGCAGCAUCUUUAACAUUGGCCGAACAAUACAUUGUCGCAUUUGAGAAGUUAGCAAAGUCGAACAAUACGAUGAUAUUGCCAUCAAAUCCAGGAGAUGUAACUGGACUUGUUGCGCAAGCUCUGGCUGUGUACAAUGCUGUCUCUAAACAGGGCUUUGCUUUGCCUCCACAAAGCAAUGAACAACAACAACAYCUUAAGAAAAAUGUAGAAUACAAUCAACUGAGUGAAGAAAAGAAUGCUGUAAAAAUUAAUAUUGAAUAAAAUCAAAUUUUAGUAACAA